AUGUCAAUUAUUGGAAUGUUUGUUAAUGCACUUCCAAUGCGAUAUACAAUAGCAACACAAACAUUCGAACAUUCUUAUUUUCCUCUUCAACGUAUUCUUGCUCAACAUUCACAUAUUUCUCGUCCUACAUUUCUUGAUGUAUUCUUUGGAUUUGUUUCUUUUCCAUCUGAUGAUAAUCAUAAUGAAGUGACAUUAGGAGAUAUUCCUAUUUAUACUAUGCCUUAUUCAAUUAAAAUAAAUACAGAUGAAAUUGCAAGUAAAUUUGAUUUUUCUCCAAGUAUUAUACAUGAUACAAUAACUGAUCAAUUAUCAUGUACAAUCGAUGCAUCUCUUGAUUUAUUCAAUCCAUCAACAAUAUAUAAAAUUGGACAACGAUUUCAAAUUUUACUUCAACAACUUUUCCCAUCAAAUUCAAUAAAUGAAACUUGUCAAUCGAUUCAUGAAUCUUCAAUAAUAUUACCUAAUGAAAAACUUCUUAUGGAAUCAAUUAAUAAUACUCAAACUUUAUUUUCUUCAUCUACUCAUUGUGUACAACAUGAAUUUAUCCAACAAGUAAAUAAACAAUCACAAAAGAUAGCCAUAGAACUUGAUGAACAAUCUCUUACUUAUAAUGAAUUAUUAUAUUAUGCACAAUAUUUAUCUCUUGAAUUUCUAACAAAUUCAAAUUAUAUUCCUGGUAAUGUUGUUUGUCAAUGUAUAGAUCGUAGUAUAUCAAUAUUUAUUGGUAUGUUAUCUAUUAUUAUGGCUGGUGGUUCUUAUUGUCCAUUAUCACCUCGAGAUCAUGAACAUCGUAUUCAAUCUUUUAUCGAACAAACUUAA
Adineta steineri is the source of this 819-nucleotide messenger RNA. The record is from the annotation of a GenBank genome assembly. Lineage: Eukaryota; Metazoa; Rotifera; Eurotatoria; Adinetida; Adinetidae.